UCUCUUUCCAAAUCAAGAAAAUGGCGGCGAACGAAACGACGCUAAGAACCUCACUCUACGUGGGCGAUCUACACCCCGAUGUUGUCGAGAAAGAUCUCACCGACAAAUUCUCACGCGUCGCUCCGCUGCUUUCCGUCCAUCUCUGCCGCCACAAGCCCUCCGGCAGAUCCCUCUGCUACGCUUACGUCAAUUUCUGGCUUCCUUGCCACGCUUUCAAUGCUCUGAAAUGCCUGAAUCACACACUGAUGAAGGGUAAACCGAUUAGGGUCAUGUGGAAUGAGAGAGACCCUGCUGCGAGAAACAACAACAAUGGGAACCUCUUUGUCAAGAAUCUUGACAAAUCGAUCACCAGUCUCUUACUGGAAGAAGUUUUCUCCAAAUAUGGUUCUGUGGUUUCUUGCAAAGUUGCUAGUGAAAACGGAAUCAGUAAGGGUUUCGGGUUCGUUCAGUUCGAGUCAGAGGAAUCCGCUGUAGCAGCUCGCACUGCUCUUCAUGAUUCUUCUCUUGCUGGCAAGAAGCUAUAUGUCUCCAAAUUUCUCAGACAGAGUGAGAGGAAUGGCGCAGAGGGAUGUUUCAAAAGCCUGUAUGUGAAGAAUAUCGACGAAGAUAUCACUGAAGAUGCCCUCAAAGCUAAAUUUUCAGAUUAUGGGAAGGUCGUGAAUGGUGUCAUAAUGAAGGAUGAGAAGGGGAAAUCAAAAGGAUUUGGUUUUAUCAACUUUGAUUCGCAUGAAGGGGCUAAAAGAGCCAUGGUGUUUCUCAAUGGAGAAAAGCUAGGAUCGAAGAAUAUCACCGUUGCUAGAGCUAUGAAGAAUUUUGAACUUAGAAAGAAUUUUAGACAAAUGUCUGGAUCUAACUGCACUGAUCACAGUAGAGAGUCAAUGGCUUCACCUGUAUCUGUCAUGAAUCUCAGUAGGCAUGUUCGUGUAAAAGAUUUGAUCCGUGAUUAUGGAGCAGUAAACUCGGCUGGACAUCAAGGGCAAGAAGCGAGCAGGUUGCAUAAGCCUUUCAAGCCAGUCCUGGACUAUACUUACUUCAAAUGUCCAGCUCUAUUCAAGCAACCGAGCACACCGUUGCCUUCCACUGUGUACCAAUACUUUACUAGUAGUCAUUGCAAAGGCGCCUUUCCCACGGCAAUUGCUUCUGUGAGUGGAUGUGUGCAAGAAGGGUACGUGGAGAUGCUGAAUGCCCCAAAACUGCUAUCCCCUAUGAAGAUCAGUGGCAAUGGUGAUGGGAAGGAACACUUUGCCAACAAGUCUCUGAAUUUUCCUCAGGUAGUUGCUGCUGUGAAUGGAUCUUGGUGUGAAGGGCAUUUGGAGGUGCCAAAGGCUACAAAACUAUCGUCUCCAGUGAAACUCGGUAGCAAUGGUAAAGAAAAGGAUCUGUCUUCCAGCAGUUCGCUUCAGAAGCCAGGACCCCCUAGCCCGAAGGUCUCAACCACUAUGGAAGCGAACGCACAGUGAGGCACUCUGAUUCUGAACGCGUGAAAUGGGUUUUCGAUGCUUUACAAUGUCU
Messenger RNA from Salvia hispanica, 1512 nucleotides. RefSeq lists its product as uncharacterized. NCBI's taxonomy places the organism in Eukaryota, Viridiplantae, Streptophyta, Magnoliopsida, Lamiales, Lamiaceae. Gene Ontology annotation, molecular function: RNA binding. The record is from RefSeq and is a predicted model, not a curated record.